GGUAAAAAAUGAUUGAAAAUUAUUAUUAAAUGACCAACCCCACCAAAGUUUGAAUAUACGACAAAGAGAGCGUAGAAAGAAGAAAAGUAUACAUCUCCAAUUAACAUGUAUGUUUUUGAGCUUUUAAAAUUUCUCUUUAAUCUGUCCCAAUUUAAUUUAUGCCUCUUCAUCAACAUCCAUCCAGAUGCAAUGUAGACGAAUUUGUCCAAACUUCUCCACUCGCUCUCUUCCUCCCACCUUCAAAUAUUGCAAUUCUUUUAACAAACACCUAAUUCUGCAUUCAUGUACAUCAAAAAAUGAAAUUAAAAUUCCACACUUGUAUCAUCUUUAUUGUAAUUCAUACAGUUCUCACGAUCACAUACUCAUCGGCAGCGCUGUGCAAUCACACAUGCGGCGGCCGGAAACUCCCGUUUCCCUUCGGCUUCUCCGCCGGCUGCCAAAUACAGCUCAACUGCUCCGCCAACGGCACGAUUCUCGCCGCCGGCUUCGCCGUUCAAUCCGUCAACGCCGAGACCAUCUUAGUCAAGCUCCCGGCCCUCUGCGGCCGCUCCGUGGAGGCGCUGCGCCGCCUCUUCACGGCUAACUUCGCCCCGACGUCCCACAACGCAAUCCUACUCCACGACUGCCUGAAUCCGAGCAGCGGCUGCUUGAUUCCGACGACGAUGGUGCAGACUCACUUCGAGCAGCUCGACUGCGACGCGAGGAACGCCACCAUCAGCUGCUACUCGGAGCCGGAUAAUGCGACGUCGUUCAUCGACUACGGGAAUCUCACGAGGAGCGGAUGCAGAUCGCUCUUCUCGGCGAUAUCGAUGGCGGCUUAUUCAAAUAGUUCCUCGGUUUCGCUCGAUGUUGAGGUCGUCAGAGUGGGCUGGUGGCUCCGCGGCGAUUGCCGCUGCUCCAGGAAUGCUAGGUGCGUUCCUGUUUCGCCGCCGCUCCUCGGUGGCGACACGCCGGCGUAUCGGUGCGAGUGCUUUAAGGGGUUCGCCGGUGAUGGAUUUCUCGACGGAGUUGGCUGCCGGAAAGAAUCACAAGCAUGCAAUCCUUCGAACUACUUGUCUGGCAAAUGUGGAGGAACAACCAGAGUUGGCGUUCUAGUUGGAGGUGUUGGAGCAGGUGCUUUGUUAAUGGUGAGUUUAGGUUUGUUGUUCUGUUUCAUUCGAAAGAGAUCAAAAGUGAGAAGCAGAAGCAAGAAAAGCAGGAAACUGUUGGAAACGACAGGAAUAAAUAUCCCCAUAUAUUCCUACAAGGAAAUGGAGAAGGCCGCCGACUUCUUCUCGGAGAAGAGAAGGCUCGGCAACGGCGCUUACGGCACCGUCUACUGCGGGAAACUGAGCAACGACGAGUGGGUCGCAAUCAAGAGAAUCCGGCACAGAGACGCCGGCGACACCCUGGAGCAAGUGAUCAACGAGAUCAAGCUCCUCUCCUCCGUGAGCCACCCGAACCUGGUCCGCCUCCUGGGCUGCUCCAUCGAGAAGGAGCAGCAGAUCCUGGUGUACGAGUUCAUGCCCAACGGGACUCUCUCUCAGCACCUGCAGAGAGAGAAAGGCAGCGUGCUGCCCUGGCCGGUCCGCCUCACCAUCGCCGCCGAAACAGCUCAGGCCAUCUCCUAUCUGCACAACGCCACGCACCCUCCCAUCUACCACAGGGACAUCAAAUCCACCAACAUCCUCCUGGACGCCCAAUACCGCGCCAAGGUGGCGGAUUUCGGGCUGUCGAGGCUGGGGACGAUGCUGGAGUCGUCCCACGUCUCGACGGCCCCGCAGGGCACCCCGGGGUACCUGGACCCGCAGUACCACCAGCACUUCCAUCUCUCCGACAAGAGCGACGUCUACAGCUUCGGGGUGGUGCUGAUCGAGAUCAUAACGGCCUUGAGGGUGGUGGACUUCGGGCGGCCCCAGAACGAGGUGAAUCUGGCGGCGCUGGCCGUGGAUAGGAUCGGGAAGGGGCGGCUGGAUGAGAUCGUGGAUCCGUUUCUGGAGCCUAGUGCUGAUUUGUCAGUGCACAAGGUGGCUGAGCUGGCCUUCAGGUGCCUGGCGUUCCACAGGGACAUGAGGCCUUCCAUGAUGGAAGUUGCGAUUGAGUUGGAACAGAUAAGGCUCAGUAAAUGGAGUGUUGCGGUUGCCGAGAAGCCUUUCAAUCUGGUGGUUAAGAAGCACGACUACGACAGCAGCGGCUUCUUCGGCAGCACCAAUUCCGUAGAUACGGUCACCGACUCUUCCCCUGUUUCUGCGGCGGAUUCAUGGCAAAGUGAUCAAACCUCGCCGUCUUCCAAUACUCUGCUAAAUCGCUCAGCGACCUGACCUAAUUUUACUUGUGCUUUUUAGCUAUUAGAAAGUUUGUUUUGUGAAUUUUGGCAGAAUGAGCAGAUAUGUGCAGUGAUUGCUAGUCUGAUAUUUAACAAGUAUAUUUGUCUUACUAGCAGAUAAAUGAUUUGUGAUGAUUGUAAAUGUGUUCGCUAAAAGAGUACAACGAUAAUUCGAUAGAUAAGGUUAUAUUGGACAAA
Salvia miltiorrhiza (redroot sage) is the source of this 2503-nucleotide messenger RNA. RefSeq names its product wall-associated receptor kinase-like 14. The record is from RefSeq and is a predicted model, not a curated record. Gene Ontology annotation, molecular function: ATP binding; protein kinase activity. The transcript is spliced from 3 exons. Bases 297 to 2300 code for a protein of 667 amino acids. Gene Ontology annotation, biological process: protein phosphorylation. Lineage: Eukaryota; Viridiplantae; Streptophyta; Magnoliopsida; Lamiales; Lamiaceae.